Aspergillus neoniger CBS 115656 is the source of this 769-nucleotide messenger RNA. RefSeq lists its product as uncharacterized. The record is from RefSeq and is a predicted model, not a curated record. Bases 245 to 655 code for a protein of 136 amino acids. The transcript has 2 exons. Lineage: Eukaryota; Fungi; Ascomycota; Eurotiomycetes; Eurotiales; Aspergillaceae.
UUCAUCGUCGUCCUAUUCUUCUUCCUAUUCUUCGUCUUCGUCUAGGUAUUCGGAGUCCGAGUCUGAGUCGCUGUCCUCGACAUACUUCUACUCGCACUUUUCCCUCGCCGAUUCGUUUUUGAAUUUUCAUCCUCAUCCUCGUCCUCUUCCUCACUUCUCUGCCACCGUCAAGGAGAAAGACCAAGGACAAGAACAAGUCAAAUCCACCUACCAACCUCCUCCAAUUCCAUCCACUGAAGACACAAUGGCCGACUCUUCCUCCCCAGGCCCUACUUCCACUCCCACUACCAAUCCCUCAUCCACAACUACCCCCAAACCACCCUCCAAGCCCCCCUCCCCUACUCCCCCAACUGCAUCUGUUCCCGCUGCAGCAUCUACACCAAAACCUCCUUCUCCCACCCCAAUCCCAACUAACAUUCCCCUUCCCACCAGCAACACCCCCACCGGCAACCGCCGCAACAACCGCGCCGAAGAAGAAGCCGCCAGCGCCGCCAGCGCCAUCCUCCCCAACGAAGGCAUGAAGGCCCCCGGCUUGACGGCCAACAAGGAAGAGAAAUCCAACCUCAAGAUCAGCAUUCACUUGAACUUGCAUGCUAAGGUGAAGUUGGAUUUGGAUGCGCAGUUGUAUGGUGAUAUUGUUAUUGGGUUGUUGUAACCUUGUUACUUUGGAAUGUAUGUGGGAUGAGGUGAGGCGGUGUGUGUAUGUAAGGGUAUCUUAUGGAUGAAAGUAUGAUUGAAUGGAAUGAAAUGGGUAUAUGAUUAGUUUCAG